AUGCCUCUCUCGGCAGCUUCCAUCCUCCAUGCCCUGCUCCUCCUCCUAGGCGCCACGGCCUCCGCCGCGGCGUCCGUCUCGGCCGGCGAUGGCUACGUGAACACGACGGCCGCCAGCGCCACGGCGACGCCCCUUGACGACACGGAGAUAUACAUCUGCUACCUCUGCACCGGGCGGAACCCGUUGCUGAUCAGGUACUGCCCCAUCUACUGGGACGAGUGCCACCUCGUCUGCUACGCCUACGACGCGCCCGCCGCCACUGCCAUUCCUGCAGCGCCCGUGCCUGUACCGUCGCGGGGGUCGCCCACCCUCCGCGGCGCGUACGGCGACGGCUGCUACGUCAUGAAGCUGUACUGGAACGGCACCUACGUCAUCGUCGCCCGCCAGGACUGCAGCCAGGUCGCCAGGUGCCUCCUCUCCUGCGGCGGCGGCGACGCCAUCGACUGGAAAGCCCUGGGCGCCGCGUCCACGGGUCCGGCGGCGGCGACGGCGGCCCAGGGCGUACUGCCGCGGCCGCGCGUCGCAGAUUUCCAGCGUUGCGGCACGCAGUUGACGGCUCCGGCUCCGAACGCGGUCCCCGGCGUCGUGCAGCGACGGCACUAGCUCGGC
Phragmites australis (common reed) is the source of this 609-nucleotide messenger RNA. RefSeq lists its product as uncharacterized. The coding region runs from base 1 to 603 and encodes 200 amino acids. The record is from RefSeq and is a predicted model, not a curated record. NCBI's taxonomy places the organism in Eukaryota, Viridiplantae, Streptophyta, Magnoliopsida, Poales, Poaceae. The transcript has a single exon.